AUGUCCAAACAGGCCAGAAAAGCUCUGCAGGACUCGAAUGCGCCACAGCCUCCGAUGAAUGUCUGCAACGGAACCUGGACUAGCAUUGUAAGGAGUGUCGACCCCGUUGGCGCGGUGUCGGUCAAGCGCUACGAGUGGGAUCGCACUUCCCUCCAACCCUAUUCCAAGUCCCGCAAGCUAUAUGGCGAGCGGAAGUUCUCCAAGCCGCACCCUGCAAAGCCACCAGCUAUAUCCUUCCUCGACCUGUCACCAGAAUUGCGCAAUAAGAUUUAUGAGCUUGCGCUCGUCCUCGAUCCAGCUUACGUCGAGCUCUCUGCUAAGACCACCGUCUUCUGGGAAGGCAAUGAAAAAGCUCGCGAACAUCAUCUGAAGCGGUAUAAGUAUGACAUCCAGCGCCGUCUCCGCUUUCUCCGAGUCUGCAAGCAGGUCUACGAGGAAGCAUCACCCAUUUUCUACGGCCAGAACGAGUUCCGCUUCACCAGCGUCAAGGGAUGUCCACGACUUCAAAUCCAACGACGAACCCGAGUCUUGGAUAUGCAGCUCACCAUCCUCACUGAGAUGGGACUCAAACCACGAAAAGGCUGGAAGCAAUUCAACCAGCUCGCGAGCGUCAAGCGCGUCAAACAGAUUCUCGAGAAUCAUGCUACGCUCAAAUCCUUCAAUCUAGUGAUCCCAGAUAGUUUCCACCCAGUCUACGAAACACACGUCUACAACUACGACGGCGGUUUCUCUGAUUCUGGCUUUGUUUUGGACAAGAGAAAAUUCGAGGGCCUCCAAAUCAAGCUUAUCACACUUCAAGGCAAGCUUCGUUGUGCAGUGGGAAGGUCAGAUCGAUCCGGUCUUCGAGCGAGCUUCAGUCUUGGCUACACAUCCUCCAAUCCGCCGUAUGGCUAG
This is a messenger RNA of Pseudocercospora fijiensis CIRAD86, 894 nucleotides long. RefSeq lists its product as uncharacterized. The transcript has 3 exons. NCBI's taxonomy places the organism in Eukaryota, Fungi, Ascomycota, Dothideomycetes, Mycosphaerellales, Mycosphaerellaceae. The coding region runs from base 1 to 894 and encodes 297 amino acids. The record is from RefSeq and is a predicted model, not a curated record.